Molecule: messenger RNA, 4863 nt
Organism: Hevea brasiliensis (rubber tree)
Lineage: Eukaryota; Viridiplantae; Streptophyta; Magnoliopsida; Malpighiales; Euphorbiaceae
Product: DNA topoisomerase 2
Exons: 19
Coding region: 162-4625 (1487 amino acids)
Biological process (GO): sister chromatid segregation; resolution of meiotic recombination intermediates; DNA topological change
Cellular component (GO): nucleus
Molecular function (GO): DNA topoisomerase type II (double strand cut, ATP-hydrolyzing) activity; DNA binding; ATP binding
Source: RefSeq, a predicted model, not a curated record
CAUCUCUGCGAAUCCGAAGACACCAUCUCCGUGUCUUUAUCGCUCUAUUGAAACCCUAAACUGUUUCCCAUAAUCUGUCCAAGAAACCCUGAAUUUCUCCUAUUGUAAGGUCCAUUUCCAGAAAUCCUAAUAUCCUCUCUCUCUCUCUCUCAAGAUCAACAAUGGCAGAGAUCACAACGGUGCCGUUAACAACCAGCAACAACGCGAACCUGGGAGUCCCGCAGAAGACCAUAGAAGAAACCUACCAGAAGAAGAGCCAACUGGAGCACAUCCUGCUCCGACCUGACACCUACAUUGGGUCGAUCGAGAAGCACACCCAAAAUCUCUGGGUCUACGAGGAUGACAAGAUAGUGCACCGCCAGGUGAACUAUGUUCCAGGUCUUUACAAGAUAUUCGAUGAAAUCUUGGUCAAUGCAGCCGAUAACAAGCAGAGAGACCCCACCAUGGAUUCCAUGAAGGUGGUGAUAGAUGUUGAAAACAAUUUUAUCAGUGUUUAUAACAAUGGCGAUGGGGUUCCGGUGGAGAUCCACAAGGAGGAGGGAGUGUAUGUGCCGGAGCUGAUUUUCGGGCACUUGUUGACUAGCAGCAACUAUGAUGAUACGGUGAAGAAGACAACCGGAGGAAGAAAUGGGUAUGGAGCCAAGCUCACAAAUAUUUUCUCGACAGAGUUUGUUAUUGAGACUGCUGAUGGGAAGCGGCGUAAGAAGUAUAAGCAGGUUUUCUCAAACAACAUGGGUAAGAAAUCUGAGCCGAGCAUAACAAAGUGCAAGGAGGGUGAGAAUUGGACGAAGGUCUCAUUUAAGCCUGAUUUAGCAAAGUUUAACAUGGCUAUGCUUGAAGAUGAUGUGGUUGCUCUGAUGAAAAAGCGAGUGAUCGACCUGGCUGGCUGUCUUGGAAAGACUGUGAAGGUUGAGCUAAAUGGGCUGCGGGUUCCUAUUAAAUCAUUUCAGGAUUAUGUUAAAUUGUACUUGGAUUCUGGCACAGAAUCUAAGUCAGAUGCCCCUAAAAGCUUCUAUCUAAAAGUGGGCGAAAGGUGGGAGAUAUGUGUGAGUAUUACUGAGGGGCAGUUCCAACAGGUUAGCUUUGUUAAUGGGAUUGCAACAAUCAAGGGCGGAACUCAUGUUGAUUAUAUAACUAACCAGAUUACCAACUAUCUGGUGGGUGUUGUAAAUAAGAAGCACAAGAAUGCCAACAUCAAAGCACACAAUGUGAAGAACUAUUUAUGGGUUUUUGUCAAUGCUCUCAUUGAUAACCCUGCUUUUGAUUCUCAAACCAAGGAAACUCUGACUCUUCGCCAGAGCAAUUUCGGUUCAAAAUGUGAACUUCCUGAAGACUACCUGAAGAAAGUAGCAAAGUCUGAUAUCGUGGACAAUCUACUCUCAUGGGCAAAAUUCAAGCAAGACAAAGAGCUUAAGAAAUCUGAUGGAACAAAGAGAGGGAGGGUUAAUAUUCCAAAGCUGGAGGAUGCUAAUGAGGCUGGAACAAAAAACUCCCAUAAAUGUACAUUGAUUUUGACAGAAGGAGACUCAGCAAAGACACUUGCUAUAUCUGGUUUAGGUGCGCUGCCUCAAGGAAUUCGAGACUUAUAUGGUGUGUUCCCUUUGAGAGGCAAAUUACUCAAUGUACGGGAAGCCACCUCUAAACAGCUUAAUGAGAAUAAGGAAAUUGAGAGUAUCAAGAAGAUUCUUGGCUUACAGCAAAAUAAGCAGUACGAAAGUGUCAAGGCUUUGAGAUAUGGCCAUCUGAUGAUAAUGACCGAUCAGGAUUAUGAUGGUUCUCACAUUAAGGGCCUGCUGAUCAACUUCAUUUAUUAUUUCUGGCCGUCAUUACUGAAAGUGCCAUCUUUCUUACUUGAGUUUAUAACUCCUAUUGUGAAGGCAACUCAUAGCGGUGGAACUGUUUUAUCCUUUUAUACCAUGCCUGAGUAUUACUCAUGGAGGGAAAGUUUGAUGGGAAAUGCAAGUGGCUGGACAAUCAAGUAUUAUAAGGGGCUAGGAACAAAUGAUAAAAGAGAAGGGAAGGAAUACUUUAGAGAUAUAGAGAAGCAUAAGAAAGAUUUUAUUUGGGUAGAUGACCAAGAUGGGAAUGCCAUAGAGCUUGCAUUCAGUAAGAAGAAGAUUGAAGAAAGGAAGAAUUGGCUUCGACAGUUUCAGCCUGGCACUCAUCUUGAUCAGAAAAUGAAGCUCAUAAAAUACAGUGACUUCAUUAACAAGGAGCUUAUUUUGUUUUCUAUGGCUGAUGUUCAAAGAUCUAUUCCCUCCAUGAUUGAUGGCCUGAAGCCAGCUCAGAGGAAGAUCCUUUUCAGUUGUUUCAAGAGAAAUUUGGUUAAAGACAUUAAAGUUUCCCAGUUUCAAGGUUAUGUAUCUGAGAAGUCUGCUUACCACCAUGGUGAUCAAAGUCUUAAUGCUACAAUCAUUGGAAUGGCACAGAAUUUUAUUGGCAGUAAUAACAUCAACCUUCUUGCACCAAAAGGACAAUUUGGCACUCGUUGCAUGGGAGGCAAAGAUCAUGCAAGUCCAAGGUAUAUAUUUACUUGUCUUUCUCCUAUUACAAGGUUCCUAUUUCCCAAGGAUGAUGACAAACUUCUCGACUACUUAGAAGAAGAUGGUCUUUCUAUUGAACCCACAUGGUAUGUCCCGAUUAUACCACUGGUUCUUGUGAAUGGUUGUGAUGGAAUUGGCACUGGCUGGAGCACUUCCGUCCCCAAUUAUAACCCAAGAGAUAUUGUUGUGAACGUGAGGCGCUUGUUGAAUGGUGAAUCAAUGGAACCUAUGCAUCCUUGGUAUAGAGGGUUUAGAGGAACAAUUGAAAAAGGUGCAUCAAAGGAAAGCGGGGCUAGCUAUACAGUCAAUGGACUCAUAGAGGAAUUGAAUGAGACAACACUCAGGAUCACGGAGUUGCCAAUCCGUAGGUGGACUGAUGAUUACAAGGAGUUUUUGAAUUCUAUAAUAGAAGGAACUAGAGAUGAGAAGGGAAACUUACCCAAGGAUGCCUUUAUCAAGGAUUUCAAGAAGUAUGGUGAUGAUGUGAGCGUAUGUUUUGAAGUCCUCUUGUCGGAGGAGAAGAUGAAGGAAGUCAAGGAUGAGGGCUUACUGAAGAAAUUUAAACUAACAACUACAAUUAGCACAAGUAACAUGCACCUUUUUGAUCAAAAAGGCAUGAUUAAGAAAUAUGACAGCCCUGAAGAAAUUCUUGAAGAAUUUUUCCACUAUAGGUUUGAAUGUUAUGAGAAAAGGAAGACAUUAAAACUUGCUGAUCUGGAAUGGGAGUUACUGAAAUUGGAAAACAAAGUGAGGUUUAUCCUUGGGGUUGUGAACGGGGAAAUUAUAGUGAGCAAUAGGAAGAGAGCUGACCUGCUCCUGGAGCUACAACAGAAAGGUUUCACUCCUAUCCCAAAGAAUAAAUCUGCUGAAUCAAUGGUUGCUGGGGCAACUGAUGAUACAGAAGAACCAGAAGAGAGCAUAGAUGGAAAGGAAGAGAAUCCCAAGACUGUCAGUGGAAAUGGGGUGCAGGCUAGUGACUAUGAGUAUCUGCUGUCCAUGCCUAUUGGAACCUUGACCCUUGAGAAGGUUCAAAAGCUGUGUGAUGACAAGGAUAAAAUCGACGAAGAAGUUAAAAUUUUGAGAAACACAACUCCAAAGGAUCUAUGGAUGAAAGACCUUGAUGCUUUUGAGAGCCAACUUGAAAAAUUUGAAGCUGAAGAAGAGGAGGAGAGGCAGAAGUCAGUAAGUGAAGUAAAUGGUCAAGGUGGUUUUAAGGUUUCUAGACAAGCGACAAAAAAUCCAAAGAAGUAUAACAAGGCAGGCAAAAAUGCACAAGCAGCUGCAGAAACCAUGGGAAAAUCAAACCGUUCUGCAAUGGAAACAGAAACUGUUCUUGAAGUAGGAAAACCAAAAGGAAGGGCAGGCUCAAGGAAUGCUCCUGCCAAAAAGCAAGAAAAAUCCUCUCCUGUUUCAGAAGAUGAUGAUGAGGAAGUCGAAUCAUUGAAAGAUCGACUUAAAGCAUAUAGACUUGAUUCUUCACCUGAACAAUCCACUUCCAUGGAUACUGAUGUACCCCAAAUGCCUGCAACGAAAGAACAAAGCAAAAGGGCUGCUACGCAGAAGAAGCCUAUGAUAGCUGAUUCAGAAAAUUCUGAAAGUGAGGAUGAAGUAGACAUAAAUGAUGACUCUGAGGUUGAAGUGAUAGCUGCCCCAGAAACAAAAAAGAAAGGAGGGAGGAAGCCUGCUGCAAAUGCCAGAGGAGCUAAACCCCCUGCAGGAUCUAAGAAAAGAGGACCAGCUGGCAAGCAGUCUCAAGUAUUGAACCAGAAGCUUCUAACCGAUAUGCUGAAGCCUGCUGAAAAUUCAGGAAUAUCACCAGAGAAAAAGGUGAGGAAAAUGAGGGCAUCUCCAUUCAACAAGAAGAGUGGUUCUGUUUUGGGCAGGGUCAGCGAGGAAAAUGAGACGACUGAAAUUGAAGAAAUUACUGAAGUGCCAGCAAGAGCUAGACCACAAAGGGCAAACCGCGGGCAGACUAAGUAUGUGAUAAGUGACUCUGAGAGCGACGAGGCUAAUGAGAGUAGCGACCAGGACAAUGAUUCUGACUUUGAGAGCUACCACGACAAUGAUUCAGACUUUGAAUGAAGAUGAAGACUAAAUUGCUGCUUGCUUUUCUCUUGAUACAGUGUCACUUCAGAUCAGAAAUGGGAACCCUGAACUGAGCAGUGUUGGUUCUAAAGCAGCUUGAUGGUUUGAAACACGUAGUGUUUGUUAACUACUGUUGAUAUGUAUUUAGUUGCAUUGAUCAUUUGAACUUGAUUUCUUUCCUGUAAAUGGAGCCUGAUUUCUCCAUGACCUAAUUUCAUAAUCCUAUUCAACCAAA